AUGGAUCCCCGUGGUAGAGGCCGAGGCCGAAAUCAAGGUCGAGGUCGAGGGAGACGGGCUGAACCCCUUUUUGAUCAAGGGGGCGAUAGAGCGUCGGAAGUGAACCAAAAUCGGGGACCCGAGGGCGGGGGCGGAGAUCAAAUGGCCACCACUAUUAAUAGGAUAAUCGAAAUGCUAGAGCGUUUGACGGACCGUCAAGGUCCUGGACCAGUGCAUCAACAACCUAGUGGGCAUGUAGAUACUGAAGAUAGGGCCUUGGAGAGGUUCCUGAAGUUUGGGCCGCCUAAGUUUCAAGGUGGGCCAGAGCCUGAAAUAGCUGAGGGAUGGUGGGAGAGAAUAUCUGAUAUUUUUGCCACCUUGGAUUACACUGAGACGCGGAAGGUGACUUUUGCGUCAUUUCAAUUUGAGGGAGCUGCACGGUCUUGGUGGAAUUUAAUGAAAGAUAAGUGGGAUAGAGACCGUACCCCUAGUACUUGGGCAAACUUCACCCCCACUGAGCAAAGACGCAUUAGGAGGUUUGUGCAAGGGCUCAAUGUGAAGAUUCAAGAGGGGCUAGCAACUGCUCAAAUUAACACGUAUAGUGAUGCCGUAGAGAAAGUUCAGAGGUUUGAGAUGGCUAGAGCCCAAUCUAGAUCAUUUUUUGCUAGGAAAAUGAAUGUCCCUAGUGGUAGCAGGGACCCAAUUUCUACAAGUGUCCUACCGCCUAAGAUGGGCAGAGGAAUUGGGGUAGUGAAUAUCUCUAGUGCAUCGAGAGGUGCUUUAACAAGGGGUGCUGGAGCUAGAGGCUCUGGGGCGAGAGGAUCUGGAGUGAGAGGAGGUCAAAGUGGAAGGGGACCCCCUAGGAGUGCUCUACAAGGUGUACAAGUGUCAACCUCUCAGAUAACCUGUGGUUACUGUGAAAAAGCCAAUCAUACUGCAAAUGAGUGCUGGAGAAAGGAUGGCAAGUGCCUCAAGUGUGGAAGUGCUGAGCACCAAAUUGUUAAUUGUCCUAGGAUUUCCGAGAAUGGGAAAAGUCAAGGAGGUGCCACAAGUUCUAGGCAAACUGCUUCUGGAGGGAGUCGGCCAAAGGUCCCGGCCAGGGUUUAUGCCCUAGAUAAUCAACCUGUACCUAACUCUUCGGAGGUAGUCGAAUAUACACUUCCAAUCUUUCAUCGAUUAGCUAAGGUUUUAAUUGAUCCCGGUGUGACUCACUCGUUUGUUAAUCCUGCUUUUAUGUGUGGAAUUGAUGUAAAGCCUGUACGAUUACCCUAUGAUUUGGAAGUUAGGACUCCUACAAAUAAUAAGAGCAUGCUCACUAGUUUAGUGUAUAAGGAGUGUGAAUUUUGGAUUGGGGAGCGAAAAAUGCUAGUUGACUUGGUGAGUUUGGACCUUAAGGGGUAUGAUGUGAUUAUAGGGAUAGACUUUUUGUCUUACCACCAUGCUAAGCUAAAUUGUAGAGCUAAAGUGGUGGAAUUUUGCAUCCCAAGUGAGGCAACUCUCAAGUUAGAUGUAAGGGGUAGAUUAGUUUCAUCUGCUUCGAUUUCAGGGAUUCGAGUUAGGAAAAUGCUUCACAAGGGAGCCCAGGGUUUCUUAGCUUUCUUAAUUAAUGCCCCUAGUGACCAAGUGAAAUUAGAAGAUGUGCCAAUCGUGUGA
Coffea arabica (coffee) is the source of this 1632-nucleotide messenger RNA. RefSeq lists its product as uncharacterized. Gene Ontology annotation, molecular function: zinc ion binding; nucleic acid binding. NCBI's taxonomy places the organism in Eukaryota, Viridiplantae, Streptophyta, Magnoliopsida, Gentianales, Rubiaceae. The record is from RefSeq and is a predicted model, not a curated record.